Molecule: messenger RNA, 7567 nt
Organism: Glossina fuscipes
Lineage: Eukaryota; Metazoa; Arthropoda; Insecta; Diptera; Glossinidae
Gene: Sec16
Exons: 13
Coding region: 757-7359 (2200 amino acids)
Biological process (GO): COPII vesicle coat assembly; autophagy; Golgi organization
Cellular component (GO): ER to Golgi transport vesicle membrane; endoplasmic reticulum exit site
Source: RefSeq, a predicted model, not a curated record
UUCCCUGAAAAAAAUAUGCUUUCAAAUAACAUUUUUUGUGGAAAUUGAAAAAAAUCCAUGUAAAGUACAGUUUGGUGCAAAUUUAGCGAGUGAAAAUAUAAGGAAAGAUUAUGCAAAAAUAUUAAAACAAAAACCAUUUUCGCAGAAAGACGUUUUUGUGGAAAAGCUGUUUUUAGGGUAUUAAACGACUUUUAACGAAAGUCGUUUAACGAAAUUAUUUUGGUUAAAGAAAUUUUGUCUGAAUUAAUUUUUUUACCAUUUUAUUUUCUGCGACAAAUUUAAGUUUUUUAUAACGUCUCUGUUUUUGUCGAUGUGUCUCAAUUGCAAUUCCGUGGUGUUAUUGAUUGACGAUUUAGUUGCAGUUAGAAGUCAUUAACACUACAGUGUGUGGAGGCUAUAUAUAUAUAUACAAUAUAUUAAAUACAUAUUAAUUUUUGCGAUGUUUACGAAUUUUACCUAUUUCGUUUCUCAUUUGUAACAACUCUGUGUUUGUCAAAGAAUAAGUUUGACAUAUUUUGCUUUUCAUUUUUCGUUCGUGUUUAAUCUGGUUCCUGGGUCGCAAAAGAUUUUUAAUUGCUUGAAAAUUAAUCGAAAACUUGAAACAUUGCAACAAAUGAUUGAAGGAGUGGUUAAGAAUGUAAAACUCAAUAAAUAAAUUAGAAAAAUUUACAAAAAUCAUAGAAAAAGUGAUACAUAACGAAGAAUAAGUAAAGUGGUAAAUUAAAAACCUCUUAAAAAAAAGACUCAACAGCAGUUAUGCAGCCUUCAAGCAAAACUACAACUACAACUGCUAUGCCGAGCUCCAAUAAUAGUAAUAAUAACAAUAACGGUUGGCAACAGCAACAACCAACUUUGGUGAAUAACAAUGUGUUUGAGCAACAGCAACAACAACAAUCGUUACAAACAGCACAACACUUGAGUCACCAAAGACUGCAACCAUCGCCAACAACCAAUUAUACUAAUAUUUCUCAACAUCACUGUGUAAAGGCGCCAACAAAUAUUUAUAAUAAAACCAUUGGAGGACACCAAGAAGGCGGAAAUUAUUUUCAGGAAGCUACAGUAAAUGCAGCAAAGUUAGCAAAUUCCGUAAAUUUCUUUGAUAAUUCUACGAACAAUAACAAUAAUCAAUCAGAUGGUUGGAGUGAUUGUGACUGGAACGAUAAUAACACCUUAGGACAACAACAGCAAUUUAAUGACAAUUCUACUACGACAAAUCAACAACAUCAACUACCACCAUCCAAUGUUAACACUAUAAAUGUUAUAGCAGAAAGUUUUAGUCCACAAUCUUCUCAAAAUGAUAACUGGAAUUGGUCUACCUUGGCAGAACGAUCUUCUAAAAAUGUAGGAAUAAAUAACAAACAGAAGAGUGACAAUUGGAACUGGAGUACAGUGGAAAAUGAACAACAGCAACACCAGACAACGGCCUUAGCAACUGAGCUUAGUCAUGUAGUCUUACCUAGCCUUGCAACGCCUCCACCGCCACCAUCAGAAUUUUCGACAGAGAAUCAUAAUUACAAUACCAGUGCGAUGCUAACUUCUCCUACAUCGUCAACUCUUAACAACAUUCCAAAUAGUGUGUUUAUGUCUCAAGCAAAACCGGUUACCUUACCUAUACGUCAGUAUGCUGCUUCGCCCUUAACUGGAAAGGCUUCAGCUGGAAUGGAAGAAAAUACUAUAAUGCCACCGCAAGGAUUUCAGAAUCCUGAAGAAAUACCCAUUCACACGGUAGGCGCUUCGCCACCCUCUUCAUCUAACGGAACGCCUCCAUUAAUUAAGAUCCCGUCUACUAGUGGUAAUCCUUUCAAGCGAACGGGAUUGCCUCAACACCAUCGAGCUGCUGGUUUUUUGCCGCCUGUAGCAGCAAAUAAUCAACUUUUUAAUAUGACUGCUCCUCCACCGCCGGCCGAUUUCGCUAAUCCAUCUACGGGUAAUGUUAAUGCAAUGGAACCGGAAAAUAACGAGUUACCUUCGCAAGAAAAUCAGGAGGUCUUACCUCAACCACAAAACGUGCUUCAUAGCGUCGCACUGUCUGCCUAUCCCCCGCAGCCUCUCAACGAUGAACGUAAUCAAUAUUUAAAAACCAGUCACUUAUCAGAAAACACCACCACUCAUGCGGAGGAAGAACAGCAAUUUGAAACUGAUGGCUUAAUGCCUCCACCGGGCCUGUCACGUUUAGUUUUAGGAGAACCGGAAUUAGAAGCUAAUGAGCGUUUGGUUACUGGUACCGAAACACCAGCUCUUAACAAUACAACAACAGUUAUGCAUUUGGAAGAACGACAAGCUGAUGGUGAAGAUACUGAUACGGAAAACAAUGCAAUAGGUACUUUGGAUAGUGCAGUGACUAUUUGCACCAAUUCAAAUGUUGCAACCAAUGCAUCAGAUCGUAAUUUGUAUUUUGUGCCAGGCGAAAGUCAGGCGAAUAAUGACCAACGUGUUGUCACUGGAGUAGAAAUAGCUGAGCAACGGGAAAUAGAAUUGGAUGGCGAAAACUUGGAAGACCAGCAACAACAACAACAACAGCAACUACCUGCUGAGUCACGUAACCAGCCACCUGUUGAAGGCGCUGCUGACAAUGUAGAGCCAUCUAAUCCAACAACACUAAUCAACAAUAAUUAUGCUUUAAAUACUGUAGAAGAUGUACUGCAGUCACCAACGCAGCUUCUUAAUAAAGGUAAAGAUCUACUAUCUAAUUCGUCACCCAAUGAUGAUGAGGAAAGUGAUGAACGAUUACUGAACGAAAGGUCACAUAGCACCGGCACAGCAAUUGCAGCGAAAACACGUUCCAAAUAUGACGUAGAACGCGUGAAUUCUCGUCGUACUACUAAGCGACGUUCGAUAGAUCGUUACGAAAGUGACGAAGAGGCCUAUUCAGAAGGGGAAGAAUACUCCAGUGAAAGGGAGCAUGAGAGGGAAAUGGAACGCCACCGUCACUAUCGUGAAAGUAGUACUCGUAGCGAUCGUGGCACCGGUGGUGCUGAUGAAGAUAAACCUUUUAUUCGGCGUCAGCGAGUUAAUGGUGAUAAACGUGAUAAGCACUAUUACCAGGAACGUGAGCGUGAGCGCGAACGUAUUGAACGUGAUCGGGAACGCAAAGAGCUCACUGGAAAAUAUGAAAAACGAUCUCAACGUUAUAGUAAUCAGGAACGCUUUGAAAUUGGGACCAAGUAUGAAACAGAAGAAUCAUUGCGUUUCGAUAGUCGUAAAGAUUUAUCGCGACGUAGUAUACGGUAUCCAGACAGCGAACGAGAACGUGCUCGACGAAGCGAUCGUAGUGAUCAAGGUGGUGAAUAUAAUGAAUAUAAUCGCGGACGCUCUUUUCGGAGUUCGAAACGAGGCGACGAUGGUCGGAUUAGUGAACGAAGACGUGCUGUGAGGGAUGGAGUUGGAUUGGCAACUGAUGAUUAUGAGACUAAUACAAUUGAACGACGUCGUGGAGGACGAAGCGAUAGACCACGUGACGGUCGUUAUCGUGAAGAUCCAAGAUAUGAUCUUCGUGACUAUGAAGAGUACCGAAAGCAUAGUUCUCGCAAUACGCGUGAAAGUGAUGUUGACAAAGAUGGCCCGCGCUCAGCACGUGUGCAUCACGAUUCCCGUCACAUGCCAGGCGCAAUGUAUACUGGUUAUCCUACGACAGCUUAUGAUCCCUAUGCGGCGUAUUUCUAUGGGCAGAUGGCUCGCACCAAUCCUCAGGCCUAUGCCGAGUGGUACAAAAAGUAUUAUGGUCAUACCACGGCAACUGUCAUGAUGCCAAAUAUUUUAACCGGCGAUCAAUCAUCGAACGCUAAUUCGGCUGUUGAAGCCACACGAACAACGGCCGGCACCGAUGGUCGUGAAUCGGUACACUCGGGACGUAGUUCAGCUCAUAAUGGACAACGUGACAGGUAUACGCAUGCAUACAUAACACAAUCGAAUGAAUAUCAGCGUCAUUAUCACCGUCGGCAGCAGCAGCGGCAACAACAAAUGGCAUUUAAUCACUCCUUAAACUCUACUAUGUUUACGGACGACGAUUCUCUCAAUCAAAAUUGUGAUUUUUAUGCUGGCAGCGUCAAACCGGCCACCGGUGUCAGCGUUGGUAAUAUUGGUGGCGGUCGCUUAAGUUCGGCAAAUUCUCACAGUAAUCUAUCGCAAAUCCAUGGCGCUUAUUAUGCAAACUUGUCGACCAGCAUCAUACCAGCAACAGUCACUGGCGGCAGUUACUACGCACGUUCCGAUUACGCUGAUUCAACAAGAACUGGUCCUAUGUCAAUACAUGAUAUCGAUACUCUUACCACGGAGCCGCAGCGUUUGACGCCAUUGAAGUUCCUCAACGAACAUGCAGUGAUUAAUUUUGCUUCUGGAAUAUUGGUAACAUUGAAGCCAAAAUAUGCACCCAAUGGUAAUGUUAAUAAUGUUGUAAAUCUGUUACGCUGCAAACCCAAUGACGAGACGAGAAAACUGUUCCGUGUCUUCCCCGGACCAUUGGUUCGAGGUUUAACUCACAAAAAGACAAUUAUAGAAUUUUGUGAAGAGCAAAUACAUUUGGGCCCCUUGGACACUACUAUUUAUGCUAAGCAACUAAUAGUAAAUAACAAUGAAAGAUACAAGGCUUCAUAUACUUUAAUGUGGAAUCUCUUGAUAUUGUUGCUAAGACAAAACGGGAUGGUAGUUGGCACUGAUAUUGCGGAACUAUUAUUGAAAAAUCAACAGCAGUUUCCAUAUGAGUCCUUGUUGCUAGCAUUCGAGAGUAAUAACACUUCAAAAUCGGGUUCUAAUACGUCAGAAGAUUUGCACAGCACUGAUGAUAUUUUGGAUGAUAAGGAGCUACCUUUGAAUAAGGGAACAGAUUUACCUAUCCCGGAAAAUCCGGUCCUAGUAACGGGCGUAGAAGAAAAAUCGGCGGAGAGUUCUUGCAGUCUUUUAAAUGACGCAGACGUCACUGAUAAAUUUCGACAAUAUCUGCUCUACGGCAACGUUAACGAGGCCUUAGAAUGGGCUACCGAUAAUAAUUUAUGGGGGCAUGCUCUCUUUUUGGCUUCUAAGCUUGAUCGUCGCACACAUGCCAAUGUUAUGAUGAAAUUCGCUAAUAAAUUAUCGCUAAACGAUCCUUUACAGACGCUUUAUCAACUGAUGAGCGGGCGAAUACCGUCCAGUGUUACUUGUCUGCAGGAUCAAAAAUGGGGUGACUGGCGUCCACAUUUAUCGAUGAUUUUAUCCAAUACAUCUCAGAAACCAGAACUUGAUCGUAGAGCGAUUACCACAUUGGGGGAUUCACUAUUCAAUCGCGGAGAUCUCUACGCUGCACAUUUUUGUUACCUAAUGGCUCAGGUGGGUUUUGGCCGUUACCAAUGUACUGCCAUAAUGGAGACUGCGCUACAACAACAUUUACCCAGAUUGGUUCUGUUGGGCUCGUCGCACUAUAAGCAAUUUAACGAAUUUGCUCAUAACGAAGCGAUCAUAAUGACUGAAAUUUACGAAUACGCCUGUUCAUUAAAUGAUGAAAAAUUCUCUUUAAUAGAAUUUCAGCCGUAUAAAUUUCUGUUAGCUACGCGUUUAUUGGAUUAUGGUUACCAUUUGAGAAGUUUAAUGUAUUUAGAACAGAUUGCUUUACAUAUUAGCCGAGACCCGACGAAAUAUGAAAAUAGUUUUAUUAAAAAGGUUUAUGAACUAGCUGAUCGAUUAAAAUUUCAUGAUCCGGUUUUGGAGAAACCUCUAGAUGAUCAUAACGCACAUCAACAAAUGUUACAGUCACACGAUGAUAGGGACAAUUUGAACACUAAUUUUCAACAAAUGGAAGAAAAGAAAUGGUUGCAAACUUUAAGGGAACUAACCCAACAAAAUAAGGCGAACAAUGAUAAUAAUAUGGCGCAAAGUUCGGAAAAUAAUGCUUACAAUUAUCAACACCAACAGCAACAGCAACAGCAACAACAACAGCAAAUUGAUCAACAGUUUAUGGAAAUUAAUAAACAAUUCAGUGAAUUGAAUUUGCAAUAUGAACAACAUCGUCAUCAUAAUCAAACUGAGCAGCAAGCCUCACCUGCGAUAAAUAACGAUACAGUCUACUAUAAUUCAGAUCAAUCGCAACAAGCCCAACAACCACGGAAGGAACCGGAUCAUUUAUUAGCUAACACUAUGACGACACCACAACAACAAACAGAAUUUCCUGCCACAACAAAUACUAACGAUUUAAACUUGAAUUCAUCGAUUCCUACUUACGAUAAUUCUGCCACGAGUGGCCUGGAUUCUACGUCAAUGCCUCUCAUCAUCGGGCCGCAAGAUAUACAUCAAAAUCAAUAUGCUGGAUCUGUGGCUACUACAUCUCAUUAUGAGCAACAUCAACCUAGCUAUUAUUUGACUGCAGAACAAUUAAAUUCCGGAGCUGCUAGUGGAAAUUACGAUUUUUUGUCUACAGGUCAGCAACAACAAUCACUACCACAAAACUUAUUGGAUGAUAUGAAUGCACGACCACCCAACAUAUCGAUGCCGAAAACGAAAAUCUAUGACAGUGACGAAGAUAAUGCCAAUAGCAAUAAUCGCAAUAAAACAACAAUCGGAACGAAGGAGAAUAAAAAAAUAAAUCAACAAAUUGUAAAAUUGUCGAAAAAUGAAAAAGAUAAAGGAGGAAACCAAUCAUCUUCUCAAAAUUCUGGUUGGUUUGGCGGCAUUUGGAAUAAGUUCUCAUUAAAACCGAAAAAUCAAAUGAUUUUGCCCGAUGACAAAAAUCCAACUAUAGUAUGGGAUGCGGCGGAAGAAAAAUGGGUUAAUACAGAGGGCGAUGGCAAUGAAGAGGAAUCAUUAAAGCCGCCUCCAAAAAUGAGCGAUUUGAUGCCUCAAGCACAACAUCAGCCACCGCAAAUGCCGCAUCCAUCCCAAGUGCCAUUUAUCGAGACGCAGCAACACUAUACGCAACAACUACAACAACAACAACAACCACAACAACAACAACAGCAACAACCAUACCUAUCUAAUGCAACAGUGACAUCGUUACCUUCCAAUAAUACCAUUUUUGCUAAUCCCGUUGCUCCUGUCGCCACUGUCUCCGCAGCUCCAUUUAAUUCAACAAAAACUCCGCAUUUACAAUCAAAUAUGUUUAAAAUGCAGAGAAAUCGAACCUUGAAAAAUUCUUAUGUAGAUGUUUUUAAUCCAUCCGGUGCUCCUCUUAGUAAAGCGGCUGACAACAUAUUAGCUCCUGCUCUACCGUCGGCUACCGUACCUCAAGGUGGCUUCCUUGUGCCAGGAGCCAUACCUCAGCAACAAGCUACAAUGCAGCUAAAUGACACUAGCGGAGGUUAUCAGCAACAGCAACAGCAACAACAAGAUGUACCUCAAUUCUACAAUCCCAAUCAAUUUAACCCGAACAUUAAUGAUGGUUCAACUUAUUAAAUGAAUUUAAAUUAAUUUCAUUUAUUAUGGCUUCAACGUAGAGAAUAGACAGAUAAUCGACAAAGAGAAAAGGGUAAAUCAUUAUGUAUUCUUGUGUAGCCUUUAGCCUUGUUUCUAUAGUAUAAAUUUAUACAAUAUAUAUAGAUUAAAGAAAAAGAGAGUAAAAAAAUAAAUAAAUAGAUUCUAAACUAUUUCGGAUAGUAGAACG